This is a messenger RNA of Alligator sinensis (Chinese alligator), 930 nucleotides long. Its product is annotated as olfactory receptor 8S1-like. The record is from RefSeq and is a predicted model, not a curated record. Bases 1 to 930 code for a protein of 309 amino acids. Gene Ontology annotation, cellular component: membrane. Gene Ontology annotation, biological process: G protein-coupled receptor signaling pathway. Lineage: Eukaryota; Metazoa; Chordata; Crocodylia; Alligatoridae. Gene Ontology annotation, molecular function: G protein-coupled receptor activity; olfactory receptor activity. The transcript has a single exon.
AUGGGGAAUGAAACAACUAUCAGCUAUUUUGUUCUGACUGGUGUUUCCAGUGACCCACACCUGCAGCCUAUCCUUUUUGUGGUGUUUCUACUGAUAUACCUACUAACUGUCCUCGGGAAUGGGAUGAUCAUGGUGGAGAUAAGAGCUAAUAUUCACCUUCACACACCUAUGUAUUGUUUCCUAUUCCAUUUAUCUUUCCUGGACAUCUACUAUUCUUCUGUCACUGUCCCAAAGAUGCUGCAGAAUUUUAUGGCAGAGAAGAAAACCAUUUCUCUGAAUGGCUGCCUUGCCCAGAUGUGCUUAAUUAUUCUUGUGGCCAUUACAGAACUGUUCAUGCUCUCGGCAAUGGCCUAUGAUCAAUACGCUGCCAUCUGUGACCCAAUGUAUUAUGUGGGGACCAUGAAUAAGCAAGUACGCAUAAGGUUGGUGGGUGGUGCAUGGCUGAUUGGCACAAUAUAUGCACUGACCAACACUUUUCCUGUGUUACAUUUACGUUUCUGUGGUACCAAUGAACUGCAUCAUUGCAGUUGUGAGGUCCCAUCUCUACUAGAAAGGUCCUGCACAGAUACGUUCAUCAAUAACAUGAUAUUUCUCAUUUCAACCCUGAUUGUGUUUUUUGGCUCAUUCUCUGUCACCCUGGUGUCUUACAUCUGCAUCAUCUCUGCUAUCCUAAGGAUAUGCUCUGCUGACGGCAGGGGCAAAGCCUUCUCUACCUGCAGCUCCCACCUCACUGUGGUUGUUCUGUAUUAUGGAUCUGGUUUAUUUAGAUAUCUGAGACCCAAGUCAAUCUCUUCAGUGCUUCUUGAUACAUUCGUCUCCAUCCAGUACAGUAUCAUAACUCCCAUGUUAAAUCCUCUCAUCUAUAACCUGAGAAACAAGGAGGUAAAGGCAGCUCUGGGGAAUAUACUGGGGAAAACACAAGGCACGUGA